GGAGGAGGUGAGGGGACGGGCAAGAUGGCGUCGGAGGGCGACCUGGGCAGGAAGUGGGACCGGUGUGUGGCAGACUCCGCCGUCAAGCUGGGUGCUGGAUUUGGACUAGGAAUUGUUUUCUCAGUCAUCUUCUUCAAGAGAAAGACAUGGCCUAUUGCAUUUGGGUCAGGGAUGGGGUUAGGAAUGGCUUAUUCCAAUUGUCAACACGACUUCCAGUCUCCAUAUCUCCUCCAUGGUAAAUUUGUAAAAAUGAGCUUUGGCCAGCCUCCUGCAGCCCCACCAGACAUACCUGCUUGCAAAUAUUCUCUCCAGCUGCCUGUUAAAGGGAAACAGUAACAAGAUUCUCCAACAAAUAAAAUCUUUGGAGAGCAAUAUAGAGAAACUGGCUUGGAUGCAGCUGCUCAGCAUUGCCAGCUACUGCCCAGAAUAAAAACUCUGUAGCUCUUGUGGCUGGAUGUGUUAACAUUAAAAUGUGUUGGUAAUGCACACCAUCCUGAGGGUGUUCCUCCAGUUUAUGUCUCCAAAAAAAAGCUGGAGUGACAUGACUGUGGCUUCAUGAACAGUGACUAAUGGCUGAGACUAUCCCAGUGGGAAGGAAGGAGAAAUCAAUGAUUAUUCCUCAGGAAUACUGAAGUGCCCCUGGAAUAAGCCAACAUUCUUCAGUAACGAUCACUAGUAACUCUUUAUACUCCAACAAACUGUUUCUGUCUAUGAAACAAAGAUCUGUUGCUUGUUUUGUAUCGUGUCUGAAAAGUGCAAGGAAGAGCUCUUCUGGGAAAUAAAUAAAAGAAAAAUGGCCUUC
Agelaius phoeniceus (red-winged blackbird) is the source of this 802-nucleotide messenger RNA. The record is from RefSeq and is a predicted model, not a curated record. Lineage: Eukaryota; Metazoa; Chordata; Aves; Passeriformes; Icteridae.